Messenger RNA from Vicia villosa (hairy vetch), 471 nucleotides. RefSeq lists its product as uncharacterized. Gene Ontology annotation, biological process: protein retention in ER lumen. NCBI's taxonomy places the organism in Eukaryota, Viridiplantae, Streptophyta, Magnoliopsida, Fabales, Fabaceae. Gene Ontology annotation, cellular component: membrane. The coding region runs from base 1 to 471 and encodes 156 amino acids. Gene Ontology annotation, molecular function: ER lumen protein retrieval receptor activity. The record is from RefSeq and is a predicted model, not a curated record. The transcript is spliced from 5 exons.
AUGUCCAGUCGUGGCCAGAUUUCAGAAUAUGACUCAACAAGGUCAUCACAUGGUGGAGUUAUGGCUUUUCUGCUCCUUCAUGUAUUGCUGCCAUUGGCUUUUCUGCUUCUUCAUGAUAGGACCUUGGUUAUGGUUAUGAUGACCUUGAAAUGUACUUGGGCUGCAAUGGUGAUUCCUUGUGUUGUGCUGUCUUUGUUCGUUCAUCCCACAACCCAGCAUCAUACUAUUAACCAGAUUUUCUGGGCUUUUUGUGUUUAUCUUGAAGCUGUAUCAGUUCUACCUCAAUUGCGAGUCAUGCAGAACACAAAGAUUGUUGAACCAUUCACAGCACACUAUGUUUUUGCCCUUGGAAUUGCAAGGUUCUUGAGUUGUGCACAUUGGGUCCUUCAGGGUUUUGGAAAUGUAGGUUCUUGGGCUGCACAAUUGAUUGAUGAGAAACCUGCUGUUGGGUUACUUCUCUAUAUGAAGUGA